AUGAAGACUCGAGCAACAAAGACUUCGACCAAAGCUGCUGAACCCAGUGAGGAAAGCAAUAUUGAGAACGCCGGCCUGGACCCGAGCAGCAGCAACCCUCCUCUCCUCUUCGUUCUACCACAUGAAGCUUCGCCAGAUGCCCGCGUCGUUACUCUGCCCAACCCAGCCUCUUCAGCUCCUACUCGAUACUUCUUUUGCCCGGAUACUGGGAUUUAUGAAUUCACUAAAAUCGCUGCACCAAAGAAGACACCUCGGAGUUUGUUGAUCGCUCCCGGCCAACCAACAACAGAUGAUUCGGAUGAAGGAUCUAUUCUUGCAACAGGCUAUAGCGUUGAGAAUGCAGACUUCUUUGUUGCGACACCUGUCGACCCUCUCUUCAUUCUCCUACCCGCCUUGGUUCCUGCCGCCAACUCGCACGAGCAGCUCUUCCUGACGAUUGACGAUCACCUCGACAAGCUAGCCGAGGGAGCAAAACAUCUGACCCAUCUGCUUCGUUCGACGAAGAUACAAGAGUCAUUUGAGAAAAGGGCGGGUGCUGUUUGUGACAAUGUUGAUCUCGGUCAUGAAAAGAUGUUCCGCUUGUCCGAUGCGAAGCUGUUACUUGAGCUCGUCAGCAAAGCCCGUCGCAUGACUGCCAAUGGUCUCCCUGCGUCUAUAGAGACCCAUUUUGUUCAAGAAGCCCUCCGCAUUCCUAUGAUGGCUGUGCAACGAACAGAGUCACAAGACGAAGCAAUCCAUGCAGCAGAUGCAGACCUACCGACUCCCUCGACAACCGCAGACCAAUCCCAACCUUCUCAAACAUCGGCCGUUACCGAAGCCACUUCUCUCACAUCAGCCUCCGAGUCCACCCCUGACGACAUCAUCACCCUUCUCCGCCUUCGCACCGCACUGAAUCUGCUCCUCUCAACCUAUAUUCCCUUAACUCUCCACUCAAAAAUGAAUACUCUGCUCAAGGAACCCCUUACAGCGCCCGUAGACUUCGCUCCUCUCGACGCGCACCUUGAGCAUAUUGCCGACGCCAAACGCCGCGCUCAAGCGCUUCGCUCCCUGUCUGACAACAUAUCCCGCAAGCGCAGCACCAUGAACGACGAAGAGGCUGAAGAAAGAGAAGCUACCAAGAGAAGGAAAAAGGAAGAGGAGGAGGCAAAAAAGAAGAACAUGAGUAGGGGUGUCAAACAGUUGGGCAAGGUCAAUACGACGGGCAUGAUGAAGCUGAGUUCCUUCUUCACGAAAGCGCCGGCCAAGAAGUAG
This is a messenger RNA of Aureobasidium uvarum, 1251 nucleotides long. Lineage: Eukaryota; Fungi; Ascomycota; Dothideomycetes; Dothideales; Saccotheciaceae. The record is from the annotation of a GenBank genome assembly.